Molecule: messenger RNA, 861 nt
Organism: Acanthosepion pharaonis
Lineage: Eukaryota; Metazoa; Mollusca; Cephalopoda; Sepiida; Sepiidae
Source: the annotation of a GenBank genome assembly
AUGUUAUCUAUCUAUCUAUCUAUCUAUCUAUCUAUCUAUCUAUCUAUCUAUCUAUCUAUCUAUUGCAGUCUGUUUAUUAUCAAUCUAUCUAAUGACCGUUUCUUACCAACUGUUUUCAUGUCUUUGAAUUUGAUUUACCCUCUCUCUUUCUCUCUUUCCCUAUAUCUUUCUUGCUCUUUCUCUCUCUCUCUCUCUCUUUCUCUCUUUCCCCUUCCCUAUUUCUCCUUUUCUCCCUUAAUCUUUUUCUCUUUCUCCCUAUCACUUUCUCACUUUUCCUAUCUCUUUCUUUCUUUCUUUCUUUCUUUCUUUCUUUCUUUCUUUCUUUCUUUCUUUCUUUCUUUCUUUCUUUCUUUUUCCCUCUCUAUCUCCCUCUCUCUUUCUCGCUCUAUUUCUCUCUGUCAUUUUCUUACUUUUUCCCCAUCUCUUUCUUUCUCCCACCGUCUCUCUUUGCCCCUCUCCCCCUUCUCUCUUUGCCUCUCUCCCCCUCUUUCUCUCUCUUCCUAUAUCUUUCCCUCUCUUUCCCCUAACACUUUCUCCUUCUCUCUCUUUCUUCCUCUCUCUUUCUCAUUUUCUACCUGUUUCUUUCUCUCUCUUUCUCGCUUCCCCUCUCUCUUGAUCUCUCCCUCUUUCUCUCUUGCUCCGGCUUUUUCUAGCUUCCCCUUCUCUCUUGAUCCCUUUCUCUUUCUCGCUGCACUCUCACUCUCUCUCUCUCUCUCUCUCUCUGCUUGUUUAUACGUCAUUAAAGCUUACUUUUGCACAAGAUUAAAUUCGAAGGGAACUGUUUUUUACCUGGGCUGGAACUCCGACCUCUAUCUCCUUGCGGUCCUAGAUCUAUUUGCUCUCAUCUUAGAAAUUUGUUGA